GUGAUCACCGUUUGAUGAUUUGGAUUGUCAGCAUUAGAGAGAGUUGGAAAUUAGAAGUUUCGUGGAGCAAUGGGUCUGGGUAGCAGAUUUAUGCCCAUGAAGCGGUUGUUGAGAUCUUCUACUGCGAACCAUACUAGAGUGGAAACUGUUAGAGGUUUUGCUGGGUUGAAUGAGAAGAGGGUUGCAGCCAAAGGUCCUCUGAUUGAAGGGGUUAAGGAUAUUAUAGCCAUCGCUUCUGGAAAAGGCGGUGUUGGAAAGUCUACUACCGCUGUUCAUUUGGCUGUUGCACUUGCUAACACUUGUCAACUUAAAGUGGGCUUGAUUGAUGCUGAUGUGUAUGGGCCAUCUAUCCCUACCAUGAUGAAGGUUCAUGGAAAGCCAGAACUGAGUGAAGAUUUAAGGAUGGUUCCUAUUGAAAAUCAUGGAGUUAAGUGUAUGUCGAUUGGAUUUCUUGUAGAGAAGGAUGCACCAAUUGUGUGGAGAGGUCCUAUGGUAAUGAGUGCUCUUGAAAAGUUGACGAGGGGGGUUGAUUGGGGAAAGCUUGAUAUUCUUGUUGUGGAUAUGCCUCCUGGCACUGGAGAUGCUCAGUUAUCUAUUUCUCAGAGGCUACAAUUAUCAGGUGCUCUGAUUGUCUCAACUCCUCAAGAUGUUGCACUGAUAGAUGCACGGAGAGGAGCAAAUAUGUUUCGUAAAGUUCAAGUCCCUAUUUUGGGACUGAUAGAGAACAUGAGCUGCUUUAGAUGUCCACAUUGUGGUGAAAAAACAGACAUUUUUGGUAGUGGAGGAGCACGUAGAACUGCUGAUGAGAUGGACAUGGAAUUCCUUGGCGAGAUACCUCUUGAAGUGGAAAUUAGAAAAAGCUCAGAUGAAGGGAGUCCUAUAGUAAUACAGUCACCAGAUUCUGCAAUCUCCAAAGCAUAUAAUGAUGUAGCUCACAAAGUUGUUUACAGACUAGAAGAGUUGGCAAAGGGACAAGAAGACCGUCCAGAGAUUUUCUUGUGAAACCCAGGAAGAAAUUCAGAGUUCAGUCCAUCUCCAGGAUAACUGACUUACAAAUGACUUAUGAAAUUUUCUUGAUUGUAUAAAAAAAAAUUUACACAGCAAUUCCAUCAGGAGGAAAAUUUUAUCUGUUUCAGUCAUUAUUUGUUUCACAAUUUUGUUAUUGUGGUCUUCGUCUUCAAGCAUUGAUCUGGCAGUAUCCUUGUCUCACUAGUA
Molecule: messenger RNA, 1215 nt
Organism: Telopea speciosissima
Lineage: Eukaryota; Viridiplantae; Streptophyta; Magnoliopsida; Proteales; Proteaceae
Product: iron-sulfur protein NUBPL
Exons: 8
Coding region: 70-1002 (310 amino acids)
Biological process (GO): mitochondrial respiratory chain complex I assembly; iron-sulfur cluster assembly
Cellular component (GO): mitochondrion
Molecular function (GO): ATP-dependent FeS chaperone activity; 4 iron, 4 sulfur cluster binding; ATP binding
Source: RefSeq, a predicted model, not a curated record